AUGUCUUUCGAUGGGAAUCCAUUAGACUACCCUAGCUUUAUAACAAAUUUCAAGACUAAUGUGGAAGACGUCGAAAGCGAUCCCAACGUUAGACGCACUUAUUUGACCCAACUCCGUACGGGAAAAGCAAAGGAAGCCAUCAGUGGAUCUGUGAAGUUACCGCCGGAAGAGGGGUACAAAAAGGCAAAGUCUAUUUUGCAUGAAAUGUCUGGGCAGGCUCAUAUUGUGGCUGCUUCUCACAUUGAUCGAGUGACGAAAGGUUCUAUAAUUACAGAAAACCAGAAUGAAAAGCUUAUGCAAUUAGCCCGAGACAUGGAAAAGUGUGGAAUGAAUUUUGAACAAAUUGAGUUACCAAUCAGAUAUAAACUCAAGACACAACAUCAGCGCGAUUGUUUUACGGCUGCCAAAAUACCUCCGUUCAGAAUGGGCCAAAGAAGCGAAUAAGCUUAGAGAUCAGAGCAGUGAACCAGAUUUCGCAGCACUCACAGAGUUUGUUGUAAGCAAAGCUAAGUUGGCAAAUACCGAGUGUGGUCGGCUUGUUAAUGUUAAAAUGGACUGGGAAAGGGACAAAACCAAGUCUUAUGGUAAACCACAGAGGAACGUCUCAGCUUAUCAAGUGUGGAAUAUUUCGUCAAACGAAGAACAAGAUGGUAAACGAAACAUAACAAUGAAGUUAAAAUGCAUUUUCUGUAGUAAGGAAGGCCAUUCCCUAGGCAGAUGUUAUAUGUUCCAAGAAAAAUCGUACGCUGAAAGAAAGAAAUUUGUCUCGGAAAAGGGAUUGUGCAAUCUCUGUCUGGCAAAGGGACAUUUUGCUAGCAAGUGCCAGAAAGGCCGUAAGUGUUUCAUUGCGAGAUGCGGUAGACGACAUCAUCCCUUCACCGGCCAAGCCCAAAGGUCUAAAUGCACAAAAUGGUCACUGUGGUACAGCUGACAUAGCAAAACGGCAAGUAUGUUUGAGAGUUAUUCCCGUGAAAGUAUCUAGCAGAGACAAUUCGCGAGAAAAAAUCACCUAUGCCAUACGGCACGAAGGUUCCAACACAACAUUGGUUAAAGAGAGUUUGGUGAAUGAGCUUGGAUUGGAAGGUCGACCUCUUGAUUUUAAACUAACGACCAUGAACAAGUUUUCUCAAGAGUCGGGGAAGUCGCAUUUUCUCUAUGUGCAAGGUCUUGGCCAAAAGGAUUGCUUAGAAAUUCCUAACGCCCUAUCAAUCAAGUAUUUCUCUGUAGCGAGAAGUUGCAUUCCAACCAAAGGAGAUAUUAGCAAAUGGAGUCAUCUGAAUGACGUACAUAUUCCCGAAUUGAAAAAUCCAGAGGUGACUCUUUUUAUUGGCCUGACGUACCAGAAGCUCAUUGGAAGAUGGAAGAACGACGCGGACGUAAAAAGGAGCCUUAUGCUAUACGAACACCGCUUGGGUUGUCAGUUGCAGGUCCCAUGGCAACAACGUCGGAAAGUGAAUUCAGUGCGUUCUUUGUUCGUGAAGAGGAUGAAUUCCUCGGCCGAACGGUAGAGAAGAUGUUUGAGAUGGAUUUCAGUGAAAGUACGUAUGGGCAGAGCCUCGUCAUGUCUUCAGAAGACAAGAAACCACUGUCAAUAAUGGAAGAAUCUCUCAUAGUUGUGGAUAGUCAUUAUCAGCUCGAUUUAUCCUUUCGUGACAAGCUGGGCUUUCCCAACAACAGAGGUUUAGCCGAAAGAAGAUUAAAUUCGCUUAAGGCACGUCCAAAGAAAGAUUCAGAUCUUCACGAAAAUAUUAGAAGGGAAUCAACAACAACGUCGACAAGGGCUAUGCUUCCAAGAUCCACGAAAGUGAAGGUAAAAAUAUUCAAGCGGAAGAAAGAAACGUUCGGUACCUCUCACAUCAUCCGGUCCUUCAUUCCCAGAAACAGCAGAAACCAAGGAUUGUGUUUGACUGUGCCGUUAAAUAUGAAGAUAUGUUACUGAAUGACCGGCUACUACAAGGUCCGGACCUGACAAACAAACUCAUCGGAGUUCUGUCUAGAUUUCUUCAAGAUCCAACUGCCUUUACAGCAGACAUAGAGGCGAUGUUUUGCCAAGUUAAGGUGUCCCCGAUACACCGUGAUUUUCUCAAGUUCCUGUGGUGGAAAGAUGGAGAUUACAACCAACCGGUGGAAGUGUACCGUAUGCAGUUCACCCAUUCUUUUUUGCUUGCGGGGGCCAUUCUUUUUUGCUUGGGUUUUGUUUGCGUAAGACAGCCGAUGAAUUUGAAAGCGAAUUUGAUCCAGAAACGAUCGAAGCAAUACGUCGAAACUUCUAUGUUGACGAUUGCCUUAAGUCGGUUUCAGAUACACAGAAGGAAAUUCGUUUGAUUCAGCAGCUCCGUGAUAUCCUGGUGAGACGUUCUUUCCAGUUAACGAAGUUUGUGAGCAACGACGUAGCGGUUAUGGCGUCAGUACCCGAAAGCGAACGUGCCGAGUCUGUUGUCAACCUCGACCUCGACGAACUCCCGGUCGAAAUAGCUCUUGGGGUACAAUGGAAUGUACAGGGAGAUGUCUUCAGUUUUCGUAUCGUCAGCAGGAAAAGGCUCCUACCCGUAGAGGAAUCCUGUCAGAUGUCAGCUCGAUGUAUGACCCCCUAGGGUUUGCAUCGCCUUUCAUUCUACCCGCCAAACGCUUUUUGCAACGUUUGUGUAAAGACAAAGUUGGAUGGGACGAAGAGAUAUUCCCGAAUAUGUUGAAGACAUGGGAACGUUGGCUAGCUGACUUGCCUCAUUUGCAACGAAUAUCGGUUCCAAAAUAUUUCAAACUUACCAGCUGGACGAAGUCAAGAAUACACAAUUGCAUCAUUUCUCAGACGCAUCUACGGAAGGAUAUGGUGCCGUGUCCUACCUUCGUUUCGUUGAUGUGAAUGACAAGAUCCAUUGCUCAUUGGUGAUGGGAAAGUCCAGAGUAGCCCCAAUGAAGCCGACGACAAUACCAAGAUUGGAGUUAACUGCAGCGACAGUAGCCGUAAAGCAACAUUGCCUAAUUCGAGAAGAGCUCGACUUGCAAAUCGAUGCAACUAUAUUUUGGACAGAUUCUACCUGUGUUCUACAGUACAUAAACAAUGAAUCUUGUCGGUUCAAGACUUUCGUCGCCGACCGAAUAGCCGCCAUCCACGACAAUUCAAGCCCAUCGCAGUGAAGAUUUGUAAACACUGAAGUAAAUCCUGCAGAUUACGCUUCCCGAGGUUUGCGUCCCACCAACCAACACGAGAUAGAACAGUGGAUCAACGGACCGAAUUUCCUCCAUAAGACCGAAGAUACGUGGCCGAAUCGUCCCGAAGGAAUAAAUGUCCUACCUGAUGACAAACUCGAAUGGAAACGAGAGGUGAAAUCUACGAGACACAAACAGAAGCAAUUAAGCCCCUCGACACAUUUAUUCAACAUUACUCUGGCUGGUAUCGUCUUCAAAAGGGAAUCGUGUGGCUAAAUCGUUUUAUAAAGUAUCUUCGCGUUCGUAAUUCUAACGGUGCUUCUUAUAAGGAUGAUGAAACGCAAGCCUACAUAAGUACUCGUUCCCGUGACGAAGUCGCUGGGGCCGGCGUAGGGCCUUUGACGGUCGAUGAUUUACAAAAUGCGAGGAAACAACUUAUUCGUUACGUACAACAGGAAGCCUUUCCCGAUGAAAUUACCCGUCUUAAACGCAGAUCGAGCGGUCAUCUACCUCGAAAAUCGUUGUGA
This is a messenger RNA of Paramuricea clavata, 3677 nucleotides long. The record is from the annotation of a GenBank genome assembly. NCBI's taxonomy places the organism in Eukaryota, Metazoa, Cnidaria, Anthozoa, Malacalcyonacea, Plexauridae.